Messenger RNA from Schistocerca cancellata (South American locust), 2275 nucleotides. It is a transcript of the gene l(2)41Ab, whose product is annotated as coiled-coil domain-containing protein 40. Gene Ontology annotation, biological process: axoneme assembly. The coding region runs from base 1 to 2274 and encodes 757 amino acids. The record is from RefSeq and is a predicted model, not a curated record. Gene Ontology annotation, cellular component: cytoplasm. The transcript is spliced from 11 exons. Lineage: Eukaryota; Metazoa; Arthropoda; Insecta; Orthoptera; Acrididae.
AUGCCAUACCUAGAAGAAGAACUCAGUGCAGAUUUAAGAAAAAUUUUAUUGGUAAAGAAGCAGUUUGUUGAGUGGGAAGCAGAGAUGGAGUCAGAACUUGCUGUUUCUCAGAGGAUAUCAGAAAAAAUGAAACUUGAUAAGAAACAGCUUGCAGAAGAGAAAAAGAAGCAGGAUCUGUUUCUGCUAAAGUUAACAAAUGAAGUUGCCAAUUUAGAAACGCAGAUCACGACUCUAGAAGGGCAGUUGAAAGUUAAAGAAGAAGAACGCCUCAUCAUCAGCCAAACUCUGGCCGAUGCUAAUGUUGAUCUUGAAGCACUAAAUAAAGAGCAACAACGAUUACUGCAAGCAUGGAAUGGUGUGGUUAUUAGCAUGCAGCAAAGAGACAAAGCAUAUGCUGCUGUGAUGGAUGAGAAAAAAAAUCUUCAUGAGAAAUUUCUAACUCUGAAUCAAGAAAUUGAAAGCUAUAAAAAGUCAGCUAAUGAUGAGAUGCUGAAAAAUGAGAAACUCACAGGAAUGCUUCAGAAAUUACAGAUGGAUUUAGCAAAUGUAGAGAAGCAGAUCUCAGUGAACAAUGAUAAGAGGAUUCUUAUUGAGACACAAUUGUCAUCAAAUAUGGCAAUGCUUGAAGAAACAGAAAAAUCUCUUGAAACAGCUGUCAAUGAAGGAAAGAAGCACAGCAAUGAGAUAUCUGCCUUGCAUCGUGAACUUGAAAAGUUGUUAACAGAGAGAACUCAAUUAGAGGACAAAAUUUUAGAAGUAAUGCAAGAGCAAGUGACCCAGGACAAGUCAGCAAAGUAUUUGAAUGCAUCACUGCGGCAGCUGCAUGAAAAGACGAGGAGUCAGGAACUUGCUCUAAUGGAAACAGAAAAUCAACUGACACAAGCAGAACUGGAAGUAGAGCAGCAAAAUAGUGAACUUCUACAUGGUGUUCAGCUUCUUGAAGAGGCCAAUCGUGAGUUGCAACAAGAAGAGGAUGAGUGCCAGCAUGCAGCCAAUAGCCUCACACAGUUCAAAUCCAGUAUCAGCAAGCGACAGGCAACUGUUGAUCUUCUCAACAAGCAACUAGAGGAACUAGUUGCCAAGACUGGGGGUCAAGAGGUAACACCAUAUCAGUUAAAAAUGAUGUCACUUCAGACAGCUAUUGAUGAAACAGAACAGAAGUCUGAGCAUUUGCAGCAAGUGUGGAUAAGACAGCAGAACAGAGUUGUGAGUUUGUCAAAGAAAAGAAAUGAGCAGCAACAUCAGCUGAAUAUAUUACAAAAGCAGGUGUCAAUUUUAGAUCAGAAGAACAUGACCAUAGAAGAGGAAAUGGAUGAUUACAACAAAAAAGAAAGAGAUGUUUGUCAUUGUAUCAGAGACCUUCUAAAUAAGUUAGACAAGCUGAAUGAGAAAUUGUGCGAACAUAAAGAAUACAAAGAAGCUCUUGACAAGCACAAUAUUAUAACACAGACAGACUACCUCAACAGUCUCAAGGAUGCAGAAACAUACUCACUACAGCUGGAGGCAGAGAUUUCUGAUUUAGUGAAAGAAAAAGCAGAUCUCGCAGAAAUGUUGUUGGACAAUCAAAGGGAGAAUCUUGCAUGGGAGAAGAAGGUGCAGAUGGCCUUAGAGACAAAACACAACAUUCGAAUGGAGAAGGGAACAGAGGGGGAAAUUGGAGCAAUGAAGAAUGAGAUACACAGAAUGCAGGUACGGUACACACAGCUGUGUCAUGCCCAAGAGAAGCUUGUACAGGAUCUUGAACACUGUGUGACCCGAAGAGAAGCUAUAGUAAAUGGAGCAAUUGCAAAAGAGAAGAGAAGUACUAAGGCUAUACACAAUACAAAAGUCAGUUUUCAGAAGAAGCUGGAUGACUUGCGAAGUAAAAUAAAACAAAAAGAUUCAGAAACACGACAUGCUGAACGUACUGUCAUAGAAAGAAAGAAACGACAUGAGGAUGUUCUCCAAAGGCUGACAGAGAAGCAAGCACAAUUAAAGCAGUUGGAGGAGGUGACCCAGCAAAUUGACAAACAGCUGCAGGAUGGUCAACUACAAAAGCAUCAGAAUCUGGAAUUGUUGGUGCGACGGCAGAGGAAGGCCAAAAUGUUUGGUGAUGUCAAGGCUGGUAAACAUCGCCUACUAUAUCGCACAGAACAUGCUUUGGAUGCAGAGACACAAAGGCAAAAAUCUAUAAAUACAGAUCUCAUAUCUGUUGUUGAAUCACUGCUAUCAGACUUUCCUGCUCUUCAUUAUGAUCUCACCAAAGUACUUAAUACACUCAGGUUACAGUCCUAAA